Dendrobium catenatum is the source of this 966-nucleotide messenger RNA. RefSeq lists its product as uncharacterized. NCBI's taxonomy places the organism in Eukaryota, Viridiplantae, Streptophyta, Magnoliopsida, Asparagales, Orchidaceae. The transcript is spliced from 2 exons. The record is from RefSeq and is a predicted model, not a curated record. Bases 1 to 966 code for a protein of 321 amino acids.
AUGACUAGAGAAGACCGUCGACCUCCUGUCGACGGGCUUAAGUCAACGGAAGAAUCAAAUAGACGAAUCAAGAACAAGGAGGGAUCAGCAUUGGUUGUUUCACCGAUUAGAAGCAGGAAAGAUUGUGUUACACCAUUGUUUGGAAAAUCACGAUCAAGCUUGAAACAGAAGGAGUCGGAAGCUUCUUCUUCUGAUUUGAACAUUUAUGUAAACAAAUUUGGAUGUCCAAAUGCAAUCUCUGACCUAUGGCCAGCGAUAAAUGCGAACAUUUCGAAUAAUGUUAAUAAUAAAUAUCAAUCAAAGGAUAAGCUACCUACUAUUCCUUGCUCUAAUUUUUCAAUUAAUCCUGUAUCUCAAUCUGGAAUAGAUGGAGCUGGUUUAAGAGAUUCAGAUGCAAAGAUUUCUGAGAAUGUUUCUAAAGUAAUUUCUGUUAAUGCGUGGAAGAAGACUCAACACAUAAAGAUUAAUCAUGACAUGGAUUCGACUCCUGUUACUGAUGACGGGAUUGCAAUGGUUAUGAAUUCCGAAUUAGAAAAUGUUAAUUCUCAAAUUCUCAGGAAUUCCCUGGUGAUCAAAGUUUUGUGUAAUAAUAUCCCAUUUCCAGUUUGUAGUAGAGAACUAAGGAGACAAUGGGCUAGAGUUGGAAAUUUCCAUCUUAUAACUUUGGGACUUGACUGGAUUCUAUGUUCCUUUUCUAAACCGGAAGUAGUUGAAGAAGUAUUGGAGGGGGGUCCUUGGUUCAUUGGAGGAAAUAUUAUUAGACUAGAUAAAUGGUCCCCCAACUUUUCUCUCGAAUCCCUUAAAGGACUUACAGCUCCUAUAUGGAUUCGAUUGCCAUGUUUACCAUUGCACUGCUGGGAUGAACAGAACAUCUGCCGAAUAGCUUCCAAGAUAGGAACGCCAAUAUAUCUGCCGAAUAGCUUCCAAGAUAGGAACGCCAAUAUAUCUAGAUGGGAAUUCUUUUAA